Molecule: messenger RNA, 932 nt
Organism: Pistacia vera
Lineage: Eukaryota; Viridiplantae; Streptophyta; Magnoliopsida; Sapindales; Anacardiaceae
Exons: 2
Coding region: 42-740 (232 amino acids)
Source: RefSeq, a predicted model, not a curated record
CAUAUGGCUAGGCACCUUCUGUGCACAUUUUCAAAGAAACCAUGGAAAAUGCCACAGAAGCCAAAAUAAGUUUGAAGCUUUUUUUUGACACAAAUGCUGACAAAGUUGUUUUUGCUGAAGCUGGCAAAGAUUUUGUAGAUUUUCUCUUCCAUCUUCUGUCUCUGCCACUUGCCACUGUCACUAGGAUCUUAAAAGAAGACAUGGUGGGUUCACUAGCCAAACUCUAUGAGACCAUUGAAAGUCUUAGUGAUUCCUACUUGCAACCAAACCAAAAGAAGAACGCACUGCUAAAUCCCCGAGCCCCAAUAUGUGCCACUGAAAUCCCUCUUAUGCUUUCUGAUUAUGAACUGCAUAAUCGAAAAUCAUACGUAUGUUCUAAUUGUAACUCAUUUGUGGCUGAUGUUCCAAACUUGCUAUGUCCUCGGUGCAAGCAAAAAAUGUCCUCUGCCGUGUCUUAUGUUCCUCCAUCACCUGCAAACACAGGAUUUCCUGUUGACGGAGGAUUUAUAAAAGGUCCAGUGACUUUCAUUGUGAAGGAUAAUUUGGAGAUUAUGCCUAUGUCUACUGAAAAUUUACGUCCUUUGCUUACAAAGAAGGAAGGUAUUUUAGAGCUGGGGCUUAUGUUGGAUGUGGAUGGGGCUAUGAAGCUGCUGCAGUUAUCUUCACAAAGCAGGACGGUUUUAACAAAGUUUUACAAGGACAACCCUAAUAUACAUUUAACGUCUUGCAAUCCAUUGUGAAUCCUAAGAGCCCAGUUCUGAAGGCUUAUUUCCUGAAAUUGCAUGAAUCAUGUUAUAUAGUUGCCUUGGUAGUAUUCUACCCAAGUUGUAAUGUUGAUAAAUAAAGUGCAAUUAUGCGUAGCUUUUUCAUAAAUGCAACUGGGAUAGCUUUAUAGCGUUUAAUAAGAGUUAACGACUUCUUCCCACCCAAAA